GAGAACGGAUCACAAAACUGGAACCAAGACUCGUCGUUUCCGACGUGCAGCGAUCGCGGAAGGAGGCGCGAUGCGCUGAGAGGGCUUGCGUGUCCGUACUGUCCAACGGAAGCGUACAAACGGCGCCGUCGGAACUGCCGCCGCCGCCUGCGCUUCAAGUCCAAAACCUGGUGCAGCCUCAGCUCCCUGUACCACCGGCUCAGGCCCAGACUCAGGUCCGCAUCAAUGGCUUCUAUUUCAUGGACUCUGGCGAUAGCUCCAGCGCGUUGUAUAGCGCCAGUAAUAGUUCAGCCAGCACAUCGCCGGCGAACUACGACAGCAUUACACCGCCAGUAUCGCGUCUGAUGGAUCUCAGUGGCCAGCCGGAAUCGCAGCGCAAUCUGUCGUCGAAUUUUCACCAGCCGCCACUCCAUCAUCCACCCCAUCAACAGCAGCAUCCUCAUCCGAUUGAUUAUCAUCCUUACGUUUACGAGAACUUAAGUGAGACCAAGAGGUACCAUAAUUCUCAUCAUCAUUCUCCGGAUCACUCCGAUGGUAAGAUCCUAAGAGAUCUUCAAUCGGACUAUAAUCGACGGGUACCUAACGACACGAGCUCCGAAUUGCUGUCGGACUAUAGCAGGGACUAUAAUAGGGACCAUGAGCAGCACAUAUGCGUGACUCCGCCAUCGCAGAUCUUUACACCUGGAAACGAGGACAUGAUCGUUCCUACCAGGCCGCACGAGUCUCAGAGUCAAGGGUCCUUUCGCAGUCACCCGGAUAUGACAGACUACAAGCCAGAGGGGGUGGAAUAUAAGAGUGAGCAGGUGGUCGAUCAGAGGUACGACUAUCAGCAGACGGAGCUCAAUGGUCAUGUGACUGAGCCGUCGUCGACCAAGAGCUAUGCGGCAGAAAACGGCAGAUCGUCUACGAAGAGGAAACGGAAGUUCGUCAAUAGCAACAACAACGAAUCUGAGAGCGAGACAACUUCGCCGAUGAGGAUUAAAAUGCGCCGGAAAAGUGGUGCGAGCUUCGAGGAGAUUCAAAAUCAACGAGUAAUGGCAAACGUCCGGGAACGUCAACGUACACAAAGUCUUAACGAAGCCUUUACAGCUUUAAGAAAGGUGAUACCAACUUUGCCGAGCGACAAGUUAAGCAAAAUUCAAACGCUGAAGUUAGCUACGAAGUACAUAGAGUUUUUGCAUCAAGUAUUACGCAGCGACUUGGAUAAAGACGACGGCGUCGAGAAUAUUGCAGGUAGAAGCGCCAGGAAUGCAAUUAUAGCUGCGAGGCAAAGUAGAGAUUUACCGUGCAGUUAUAUGGCGCAUGAAAGAUUAUCGUACGCCUUUAGUGUUUGGCGCAUGGAAGGCGACUGGAACUCGAACAUUUAAGCUAAGUAAUCGCUAGGAUCCAGCAAAGGUGAAAACUAAAAGUUAAGUUAUCGAGUUUAGUCGCAAGCACGUAGAACGAAAAUAAAGCAAAAACGUCGUGUUUGUUGUAUA
Dinoponera quadriceps is the source of this 1478-nucleotide messenger RNA. RefSeq names its product protein twist (gene Twi). The transcript has 2 exons. The annotation marks the transcript as partial. The record is from RefSeq and is a predicted model, not a curated record. Gene Ontology annotation, biological process: developmental process; regulation of transcription by RNA polymerase II. Lineage: Eukaryota; Metazoa; Arthropoda; Insecta; Hymenoptera; Formicidae. Gene Ontology annotation, molecular function: RNA polymerase II transcription regulatory region sequence-specific DNA binding; DNA-binding transcription factor activity, RNA polymerase II-specific; protein dimerization activity.